AUGCUUGCAGUAUGCACCAAACAUUAUGGCGAAAUGACCGAUUCGGCUUACUCCUCGCAUAAGGAGCUGAAAUUUGCACUUGACUAUGAGAAGUUUGUGAGAGUCUUGCCACUGAAAGUCGAAGACACAUACCCACCACAGCCACCAGGUGGCCCGGGGCACAAGUAUGAUAAGGAGUUUUUAGCUCAAAGCUACAUUCUCAGUGUUUUCAAGCCCGGUCUUGUUCGCUUGGAUUGCCAAGACAAAUCCGAAAUAGACAUCGCGGUUGAUAUUGCCACGAACCUGCAGAAGUACAGAGUGGCCACACGAGCGGGCUACCAUUGA
Molecule: messenger RNA, 324 nt
Organism: Cladocopium goreaui
Lineage: Eukaryota; Dinophyceae; Suessiales; Symbiodiniaceae
Source: the annotation of a GenBank genome assembly